AUGAACAAAGAACAGUCGUCAGAGAAGCAUGAUGACUCAAGUCGCACAAUAACAACAAUUUCACUUGGUCACGACUCCAUUGUCCCUUCCACUGACUUGUCAGACAAGGCGCUGUCUAAAAAUGACCCAGUCGAUAACGGACCGGUAACCUCAGACACCGAGCAAGCUCAACCACUAGCACCAACAGAAGUUGAUGGUGGUUAUGGCUGGGUCUGUGUGGUGUGUGUCUUUUUGGUCAAUGCCCAUACUUGGGGCAUCAACAGUGCCUACGGUGUUUUCUUGGCCCAUUAUUUGGACACGAACACAUUCCCAGGUGCAUCAGACCUCGACUAUGCCUUUGUCGGAGGCCUCUCUCUCAGUAUGGCACAAUUCAUCGCGCCGGUCGCAACAAUCACAACCCGAGUAUGGGGGACAAGGGCUACCUUGAUGAUUGGUAUUACAUUGCAGACCGCGGCACUAUUAGGAGCGUCGUGGGCGGGUCAGAUUUGGCAGUUGUUUCUCAGUCAAGCUCUGUGUUUCGGAUUUGGAAUGGGAAUGCAAUUCAGUGCUACUGUUGGCAUCAUUCCUCAGUGGUUUACCCGCCGUCGUUCUCUUGCGAAUGGUAUUGCAACGGCGGGAUCAGGAAUUGGAGGCCUUAUCUACUCGUUAGCUACAAGUGCCAUGAUCCAGAAUUUGGGCAUUGGAUGGGCUUUCCGUAUCCUGGCGAUUGUCUCCGCUGCUGCGUGCGGCUUCUCUGCUAUCAUUGUGAAGGAUCGAAACAAAGCCAUUGGAGCUGUUCAAAUCGCCUUCCAUACCGAGCUUUUGAAAAGACCAGAAUUCCUGCUCACUUUGGCCUGGGGUUGUUUUAGCGUGCUGGGCUACGUGGCCCUUCUGUUCUCCAUCCCCGACUACGCAAGCACUGUAGGCCUGACAGCAUCUCAAGGCUCGAUUCUUGGUGCCAUGUUCAACCUUGGAGGAGGCCUUGGACGACCUGUUAUAGGGUACGUCAGCGAUAGCUUUGGACGGCUGAACACCGCUCUCGCUUGUACAUUUCUGGCGGGCCUGUUUUCUCUCGUCAUCUGGAUCUUUGCCAAAAAUUUCGGGGUCCUUAUCUUCUACGCUCUGAUUAGCGGCCCGGUUGCUGCAACCUUCACGACUACUGUAGCUCCAGUAGGUGCAGAGGUUGUGGGUUUACAGCUCUUACCAUCUGCUUUGUCGAUCUUCUGGCUUUCGGUGGUCAUCCCGAGCACAUUUGCUGAACCGAUUGCCCUUUGGCUACGAACUGAUAACGAAACCAACUUUCUGCAUGCCCAAGUGUUUGUCGGUUUCAUGUUCAUGGCAGCAUGCAUUUGUCUCUGGCUUGUACGAGCGUGGAAGGUAGCAGAGUUGGAAAAUGCUGCCCCUGACAGCGAUCCUCUAAAAGGUGAAGUCCAAAGUAGGGACAACGAUGCCGUGCUCCAAGGGCCCGUGGCCAGAACAACGAGCAGAGUACCCAGUAUGACGAGUAAGGCGAAGAUCGUGAGAAGAUUGUUCACGAUGGCGAGGGUAUAA
Molecule: messenger RNA, 1530 nt
Organism: Aspergillus niger
Lineage: Eukaryota; Fungi; Ascomycota; Eurotiomycetes; Eurotiales; Aspergillaceae
Exons: 2
Coding region: 1-1530 (509 amino acids)
Biological process (GO): transmembrane transport
Molecular function (GO): transmembrane transporter activity
Source: RefSeq, a predicted model, not a curated record